CUAUUUCAAUGGAAACAGCUGGAAAAUCUCUAUUUCCGUGAAAAGAAAUUUGCUGUGGAAGUACAUGAUCCCCGCAGAAUUUCAGUGUCAAGAAGGACCUUUGGUCAGAGUGGACUGGUAGUGCAAACCUGGUAUGCAAACACUUCCCUGAUCAAAUCCAUCUGGGUGAUGGCAAUCAGUCAACACCAGUUUUACUUGGACAGAAAACAAAGCAAAGCAAAAAUUCCUUCAGCCAGAAGUUUGGAUGAUAUCGCCAUGGAUCUGACAGAGAUGGGGACACCAAAAGUUUCAAAGCUAGUGACUUUGGAGGCAAAGAACCAGCUUAUUAUGGCUAGCAAUGGCAGUUUGAUCUCAUCAGGGUCUCAGGAUUCAGAGGUCAGUGAAGAACAAAAGAAGGAGAAAAUCAUGGAACUAAAGAAGAAAGAGAAAGUCCUUCAAGAAAAGCUGCUUCAGAAAGUUGAGGAGCUGAAGAAAAUCUGCCUGCGAGAGGCGGAGCUGACAGGCAAGAUGCCCAAGGAGUAUCCUCUGAGCGCUGGAGAGGAACCUCCCCAGGUCAGAAGACGUGUUGGCACAGCAUUCAAGCUGGAUGACAAUCUGCUUCCGAGUGAAGAGGAUCCCACUUUGCAGGACUUGGAGAGCAAUUUUAUCAUACAGCAAAAGCUGGUGGAAGCUGCAAAGAAACUUGCCAGUGAGCCAGACCUCUGCAAAAACGUAAAGAAGAAAAGAAAGCAAGAGUAUGCUGAUGCUGUAAAAAAGCUGCAAGAGAUAGAAAAUUCCAUAAAUGAAUAUAGAAUCAAGUGUGGCAAAAAACCAACCCAGAAAUCAACUCUUACUCUACCAGAUGAUAUAAUUCCGUCUGAGAGCAGCUCUUUGUCUGACACAACAACUUAUGAUGAUGUCGGUGAAUCGCUUCCUGUGCCAGCACAGAGACCCAGCUCCGCGCAGCUUUCUCCGAGGCUUCCUCCACCAAAGUCCCUUGGGGUGGAGAGAAUUCAUCUCAGAAAGUCAUCCAUAAACGAGCAGCUCUUGGAAACCAGACACUCCAGGGACCCGCUUUCGACUCACAGCAGUCCUUACCGAACCCUGGACCGGCCGCCCCAGCCCCAUGGUGGGAGAAGCAUGCCUACAACCCCUGUGCUCACACGCAACGCCUACAGUAGCAGCCACUUACAGCCAGAUGUUUCCCCGCACCAUCGCCGGCAGCGCAGUGGAAGUCUGGAAUCCCAAACCCACCUGCUGUCCGAGACUCCUGAUGAAAAGGCAGCCUUCGGCCUCUCAAAGUCCCAGCGAAGCAGCAGCACAGAGAUCCUUGAUGAUGGAUCAUCUUACACUAGCCAGUCAAGUGCGGAAUAUUACUGUGUGACACCUACUCCAAAUCCAUAUUAUACUACUCAGACGCUUGACAAUAGGACCAGGGGUCGAAGACGGUCAAAGAAGCAAAACAUUUCUGCCGCAAAUUCAGGAAGUAUGCCAAAUCUUGCCCAGAAGGAUGUCCGCAAUGGUGUCUACCACAAAAGUCAAGAGCAGCCUUCUUCCUCUAGUUACUAUAUUUCUGGAUAUUCCCCGUACACCGAAUCUGACACUUAUUACAAUGGAGGAUAUGUUUACGAGAGUGAUACGGAGGGACAGUACAGCGUCAAUCCUUCCUAUCGAUCAUCGGCACAUUACGGAUACGACCGUUACAGGGAAUUCAGGUCUUACCAUGAGGAUGAAGUGGACAGAGUACCGCACAACCCAUAUGCAACCCUAAGGCUUCCAAGAAAGCAAGUUGCUAAAACGGAGCAUAUAACCAAAAACAUUCACAAGGCCUUAGUAGCAGAGCAUCUCCGUGGUUGGUACCAACGUGCCUCCAGUCAAAAGGAACAGGGUCAUAGCCUGCAGGCAGGCUUUGAGUCUGACAGAGGAUCUCAAAGGAGUUUGGGCUUUGCUGGUCUGCAGGUGCCGUGUUCUCCUAGCAGUCGGGUGUCGUCUUUCUCUUUGGCAUCUUCUGCAAACACUGCUGGGAACUGGCGAAACCCACUUGCACUGGGACUUUCAGACUAUGAUACGUUGUCUCAUUCCUCUUAUGCCAGCUGUUACGGGAAUGUUUAUGGCAACCUUCCUUUGCAGAGCAGAGCGUAUGCAGAGACGAGCCAGCUGGGCGGCGAUGGUGGGAGCCGGUUGGAAGAAGACUUGCACAGCAAUGAGCAGCGGUUAUUGUGGCAUGAGGAUUCAAAGCCCGGGACGCUGGUGUAGAUCGCCUGCAGCCCCGCAUUCGUACCCUUGCGUGCCUUGCACAAAAUGCUGUGAC
Messenger RNA from Phaethon lepturus (White-tailed tropicbird), 2290 nucleotides. RefSeq names its product FERM domain containing 4B (gene FRMD4B). The annotation marks the transcript as partial. Gene Ontology annotation, cellular component: cytoskeleton; bicellular tight junction; adherens junction. The transcript is spliced from 12 exons. The record is from RefSeq and is a predicted model, not a curated record. Lineage: Eukaryota; Metazoa; Chordata; Aves; Phaethontiformes; Phaethontidae. Gene Ontology annotation, biological process: establishment of epithelial cell polarity.